GUUUUGGUCUUGGAAAUACAACUAAUGCCAGUGGCAGCUUAUUCCCUGGUUUUGGAACUUCUCAACCUUCAGGAGGAGGUUUUGGUCUUGGAAAUACAACUAAUGCCAGUGGCAGCUUAUUCCCUGGUUUUGGAACUUCUCAACCAACAGCAACUACUAUACAAGGCUUUUCUUUUGGUGGCUUAGGAGCUGGCACUAGCCUAUUACAAGCAGGAAACACAUCUACAGGGACUACCACUUUGAAGACACCAUUUAACUGGACAGCAACAACAGGAACACCAGCUACUACGCAACCAUCGUUUCCGAGUUUUGGCAGCAUAAAUACACAAGUGCCUACAACGGCAGUGGGUUUAGGAACUAAUGCCGGCCAAAUUGACAUUAGGAACAUCACAAAAGCAACAAGAUUUUCUGAUUUACCGCCGGAAAGUCAAAAGUUUCUUGCAAAUUUGGAUAAUCACAUACAACAACAGAAACGACAGAUGUCGACUAUUGGUUCUAUGAUUUUACCAAGUGUCAAACAGCAAAUACAAGAUGUUUUUAACGAAUCACGAAUAUUAUUUCAGAAAUUGGCCCAAUUGACUAAUGACUUGCAAAGCGAUCAUCGCCUCGUAAACGAUUUGUUAUCAGAAAUUGAUGUUCAAAUAGGACUUGUGGACAAUGCUCGUCGAUUUUACGACGCUGCAUCACAAGGACUAAGCAACGCAAUUAUGCAAAUUGGUGACAAUGUUUUUUCCAAAUUUUAUUAUGACCUUAUAGUAUCGUUUGAGAAUCGGCUGCAACAAUAUGAUUCAUACAUCGAGGAACUGGAACGUCAUUUUGCGUGGUUGUAUCAAAACGCUGAGGGUAGAGGCAAUGAACAAGAUCUUAUAGCACUCACGGAAACUAUGCGUAAUCAACACGGUAGUUUUAUGGCAAUUACUGGAAAAGUUGCAUUGCUACAUGAAGGUGUAGAAAAAUUACGUCAAAAAUAUCUUAAUUAUCGACGUAAUGCUCUACAAGACAAUGUCAACCCAUUUGAUAGACAAGAUUCACGACUAAAAAAUGCCGCUCCUGGUUUAUCCCUCACUGAAACCAUGUCGCCGAGGGAGUUGGCACAAACAAUCUCGAGAGACCCCAUUGAAAAAUCUUUCCCGACUGAUAUCAACAAACACAUGACCGUUGGUCACUUAAAAUAUCUCAUUAAGAAGAAUAAGGAGCCUCAUUAUAACAAUAUCUCCGCAGACGAAUUUGAACUAUGGAAAGUGGAUAUUCCUCAAAGCAAAAAAAAUCAAGAAAUGAUAAUACCCGUCGGUACUAACAUCAAAGAAAAAUUCGAUGGAAAAAAAGAAACAGAAGACUCGGACGAAAAUCGAAGCAAAAAGAAAGAAUAUCCUUCAGAAUCAAAAGAAGGUCGUGAUAGCCUUUUUGUUAUUUCAGAUGAAAGACUGGAUAUUAUCAUUGAAUUUGUGAAAAAGAAUCGUGUUGGUCUUUUGCGCAGUCCUCCAUCAUCGGGAAAGACCACACUUGGUCAGACGCUCCGAGACUAUUUCAUUGAACGCAACCAUAUUGGUGUAUACAUUAGCCUUGCUAGUGUAAGUGGUAGAGGACAAGUGGGCGAAAAUUUUUUCGAGGAGUUCUGGAAGAAAGAAAUUGGUUAUACCUGGACAGAAAUCAGCGAUAGCACAAAGACCAUUUACGUUUUCAUCGACGAGAUACAGACAAUUUAUUGUAACCGUGCUCAGUACUUUUGGGGUAAAUUGAAGGCACUUAUGUCAAGCGAGUGCAACAAAGAUAUUCAUAUAUUUCUUCUCGGCAUGUACGAUCCAACACUUGCAAAUGAAGCGACACUAGUGAAAUUUAAUGACAAUGAUACUCUUAGUUUAAAAACCCUACUUCUAACAAAGAAAGAGUUCAAGCUUCUUGUAGAAAAGUAUGUUCAGACUCAUGUCUUGGGGAGUAGCUCAAUGUUCAACAUUCCUGAAGCUAUUGCAGAUGCGAUCUUUUGUCUCACUAAUGGACAUCCUGGUUUGUGUAGAUUUAUUCUGGAUUCUCUACACACUCGUUAUAAAAAUGGAGCUUCAACAGUGGAUAUGUUGCGAUAUCUUGCGUCAUCAAACCUAACAUAUAGUGUUGCAACGGGUUCACGUGCUUUUUAUUGGAUCGACAACUGGAAUCCAACCUCAGAUGAAAUUGGAUUUAUUCGCAAUAAGCUACUUAUCAAUCGAGAUGAAAGUCUCUUCGCGAUGGAUUCUGGACAAAUACAAUUUACUGCCCCUAUAAUGCGAAUUGUUCUGUGCCAUCGUCUGUUCACCUCUUCUGGUUUGAAAUUAUAUACAACAAACUUUGAUGAGUUUUUGACUCGGUCCAUUGAGCGCAUGAGACCAUCUAAGUUGUCUAAUUCACUUGGAAGAGGUUGGUCUGAUUCACGUUUAUUUGAGAGAAGUUGGCAAAUGGAAUGGUAUCAUUCUGCUACAAGUGUUGUCCCAAUGAAUACAUCAAUAAGUGCUGAUGUUGGUUCUGUGAACAUGCCAAACGAUUUGAAAAAAGAUGGAGAGUAUACUGGAAUUCCAUUAAAAAAAUGGGCCAUUAUUGACUUCCGACACCAUAAAAAACAAGUAAGGGAAUUAAAAUCAAACUUCUGGUAUGUGCUCUACACAGAUAACUAUAAACAAGUUACUAUCAAACGUCAAGAGCAUGAGGACGUAUCACUUGACUUACAAGGCGAUAAUAUGUAA
Molecule: messenger RNA, 2714 nt
Organism: Dentiscutata erythropus
Lineage: Eukaryota; Fungi; Glomeromycota; Glomeromycetes; Diversisporales; Gigasporaceae
Source: the annotation of a GenBank genome assembly